AUGGCCCCCAAGUUACUGUGCCAGUUAGGCGUCCUAUGCUUCCUGCUCGUAUUGCUCGUCUACUCUCAAUUCUACUUCAUUGUCCCACCACCUCCGGGUAAGAACAACACUCUCGACUUGAACCCGUGGUACGACAUCGGACAAGACCUGAACAUCACAUGGAACGGCACACCCACCGACUACAUAUCCAUAGCAAUCCACCAGCGCCGUCCCGCCAGAGACGAAGCUGAAUUCAUUCUCAAAAAUGUCUCCGGUCCGUCUCACUUCCCAUGGACCAUCACGACGAAAAAGAACCUACUAAAACGGGUAUACCGACGAGACCAGAUUCCUCAGGCGUGGGAUCAGAUUCCCUUGAUACCGAGGCGAAAGUAG
This is a messenger RNA of Aspergillus caelatus, 372 nucleotides long. RefSeq lists its product as uncharacterized. The transcript is spliced from 2 exons. Lineage: Eukaryota; Fungi; Ascomycota; Eurotiomycetes; Eurotiales; Aspergillaceae. Bases 1 to 372 code for a protein of 123 amino acids. The record is from RefSeq and is a predicted model, not a curated record.